AUUGACGCUUACUUAAUCUAUCCCAUAGUGCACCGGGAAACAAAAUGGCUUCCAUGAGGUGAAAUUUUUCCGUCUUUUGUUAGAUUUUCUUGGUACUUUUAGUGGUUAUUUGAACGGAAAGACACAAGAAUGGGGAAGAAGAAAGAACGCCAGGCACCCCCGGUUGGCGGGAGGAGGAGACCGAUGUUACAGAUCGAGACCACGAUACGAAAAGACAACGUGAAUGUGGUGCCAAAAGCGAAUGCCCUGAGCGGCCUGAUUGGUCACUAUGGAGACAGUGAUGAGGAGGAGGAAGAGAAAGACACCAGAGAAACUCAGCCGAGAAUACAACCAAUCAGUGCUCCUCCUCCUGUGACAACUCAGUCCAAGGAGCUCCCCCUGGCAGCUGGCAAAAAAGUGAAGGGCAGUGAUGACAUAGAUUCCAAAGUAGCUGACUUCCUAGCUGAAAUUGAUGCCCUAGAUGUGCCUGAAGCUGAUGAUGAUGAAGUUGAAGCUGGAAAAGAUGAAACAAAAGAGAACAAAACAACAUCAACACCAGCUAAUGUUGAGGCUCCAGCAGCUGAACCAGUGGCAGUGACCUCUACUGUAGACCCAGAAUUGGCUAGAGAAGCCCUGGAAUGGCAGGAGUGUUUAGACGAGGGUACUGGCUGUGUUUACUACUGGCACACUCUCACCAACGAAGUCCAGUGGGAGAUCCCAGAGAUUGUGAAAAAGUACUACGAUGCCGUUACCCAGGCUGCACUGGUCGCUGGGCAGGAUGGGGUCGCGACAACAGAAAAUGGUACCAGUGCUGUAUCAGAAGAGGGUGCCACCUCAGAGUCUAACACACCAGCUACUGAAGAAACUCAACCUAAACAGGCAGCUAAGAUUCCAGUAAUUCCAGAUGAAGACUUCCCGCUGGCAAAAGAUGAGGAACCACCGCCCCCAGCACCACCGCUGCCUGUACCAGCUGUCAGCACUGCCUCGGUACCUGUCACAGACUCCAGCAGUCUGGAUCCUGCAGAGGACGGCCUGUCCUUCAUCGGACCUGUCCUCCCCUCCCACCUCCAACAUCUGGCUACCAAACCUGCAGAGGAGGAUGUGGAUGGGGUGGAGCUACAGCAGGAAGAAGACAGCAUGGACACAGCAUCGCCCUUCCAACAAGAACUUGAGGGUGCAGCGACGCCCCCUACUGAAGAUGUUGAUCCUAACACCCUGCCUCUUGGUACAAGGAGACUCCCAGCAUUCAACAACACUUUAACAACAACAGCAGCAACAGCAGCCACCUCUAGACCAGAACCAGCUGAGACAGAAGACAUGGAGGAGGAAGAGGAGAGUGAGGAAGAAUUUGACAUUGACAAGCAGCUGGACCUUGCACUGGAGAGGAAAAAGGACGUUGUGUCCACCUCCCAGGCAGAGUUACCUCAGGAGGAGGAUGACCAGGAGCAGGGUGGGUACUCACCAGCCUUGUUACUGGCAGUGGCAAAACAGAAGUCCAGUAGGCCAACAACCCCCACACCAACCAGGGACGUGUCAACUCAGUAUGAUGAGACAGUUGGAGAAGAGGAUGGAGAAUCACUGCUUGACAUGGCCUCAAGGAAAAAGGCCAAAGAAGAAAAAGAAUUAAAGACUGAGAUAUCAGAGCUGGCCUCCACCAUCGGUGCCAAGCUGGAGUUCCUGAACAUCGCCAGGAAACAGCUCAGUAAAUUCCAAGUGCUGCUUAUAGAAAUGGAGACCAGAAUCCUGGACUGGCGGGAAGGCGCGCUGGAGUCCAAGCACCUCCUCCGCAAGCUCAAGGAAGCCGACUGGCAGUUUCAGAAUUAUGAACUUCACGCGGCCCCACGGGGAUGGACUUGCCACUGGGACAGGGCCAACAGGCGCUAUUACUACAUGAACACGGCCACGGGAGAGUCUCAGUGGGAGUACCCUGAGGAUGGUGUUGGUGGGGCCAGUCAAGAGGCUGUCACCUCGGCAACUGUGGCCACGGCACACGGGAAGAGCAGCCGUGGAGAAGCCGUGUCUGCAAAGGGGACUGUGACGAGUAGUGCAGCUUUGCCAGAAGUAUAUACAGCAUCAAGUGGAGCCUCAGAAUAUGCACAUUUACUUGCAUUAGGUCAGCCACAGGUCACUGGUGUCAGUGCUGUGCCUGCCCAAGUAUCAACCGUCCCCCCAGCCCCGGUACCUGCCCCCCUCCCCACAGAAUCCUUCGCCCCUCUCCCUGGUGCCCCUCCUCUCCCCCCUGAACCACCCCUACCCCCUCUCCCUGAUGAACCCCCACCCCCUGGGGAUGAACCUCCCCUCCCCCCUGGCACUCAGCCUGUACCCCCUCCCCCACCACCUGACAGCCCCCCUCCCCCUCCUCCCCCUGACUCCCCGGAGGAAGGUGAGAUCAGUGAUGUUGAGAUGGAAGACACCAAGCCUGAGGAAGACGCAGGAGAGACCAAAAAGGAGGACCAGCCAAAACCGCCUUCCAAACCUGUCAUCCUCGCCCAGCCCCCCAUCCGCUACCAGAGCACGCAUACCGCAAGCAGCACGGUGAUUGGUGCACCCAGUGCCCAGGCAGUUAUGUACGGACCAAUGAGCACAGCUGUAGCUGGACCUGUCAUGGGGGGAGGCCCCAUGCCCUAUGUAAGCCAGCCUGUGAUUGGUGCUCCGGCAGCACCUGCAGUCAGCAGUGUAGCUGCAGCAGCUCCACCCAUCAAGUCAGGGUCACCUGGGCCAUCUAAAGUGAAGAAGCUGAAAAAGAUCAAGCGCCCGGCGGUGGCAGGUGGUCUGAAGAACAAGAAGAUCCCCCACCUGGUGCAGAAGUGGCAGAAGAUCAAGCAGGAGGUUGAGCAGGAGCAGAAGGAGAUGGAGGAGGACUCUGAGGAGGAGGAUGAGAAGGUCCGCACACAGAAACGCAUCGAGGAGUGGAAGAAACAGCAGCUGGAGAGUGGAGGAGCCGCGUACAAUCCCAACUUCGAGGCUGUCACUGUGGACUGGAGAGAGCGGGUCAAACGGCGGCGGAUGAACGAGGGAGGGAGCGGGAGUAACUCUCCGAUAGGUUUCCUAAAGCCUGACUCAUAACACUGUUCAGCCAACUUCUCUGAACCUUUGUACACUUUUUUGUAAACCCCAGUAUGUUGUGUUAAUACAGUACUCUGUGGCUUUUGGAGGAUCAAAACUCAUUUUUUAUGAGUACUUUUCGACAAUGAAUAUUAUAUAAAAAGUGAUGACUUAAACAGUGUCUUCACUUUGACCUCGAAAUUACGAGAUGUGUCAAUGCUUCUUACGGAGCAAAGUGCUCUAAUCAAUUUGUCAUACAAAUCGGUUAGGCAAAGGCAUCAAAGCAUUUGAAAAUGCUUACUAUUAGUGUUUAAGAAGAGAAAAUUAGUUGCAAUUCUAUACAUAUUAUGUACUGUAAGUAUCUGAAACAUUCUGUGUAGUGAACAUUUGUAUCUUGCAGACAUUUCUCCAGGUUAGGUUGAAAUUUCUCAGCACAAAUGGUGGCACAUGUGCUCUAUACAUAAAGUAGAAUUUGUGAUAUAACUUAUGCCAGUAAGAUUAUUUUAACAGUGUUGGUUUCACAGUUGUAAUUUCAUCUCACAAUUUAAAGUAAAGAUUGAAUCAUAGUCUGAUUAUUACAGAUCAAGCCUUCUCUGUGCAAAAACUGUGCAAAAACUUGUUCCACAACAUUGUAGGAAGAUUUUCUGCAGUUAUGGAGGAUCUU
Messenger RNA from Branchiostoma floridae (Florida lancelet), 3688 nucleotides. RefSeq names its product formin-binding protein 4-like. Gene Ontology annotation, molecular function: protein binding. NCBI's taxonomy places the organism in Eukaryota, Metazoa, Chordata, Leptocardii, Amphioxiformes, Branchiostomatidae. The coding region runs from base 130 to 3045 and encodes 971 amino acids. The record is from RefSeq and is a predicted model, not a curated record. The transcript is spliced from 17 exons.